AUGAAGGGCUCCAUCCCCAUCACCGAGUUUUCUGGGCACCAGGGUCUAAGGCAGGAAGUGGAGAUUGCUCUUUACAAGGAACGGGAAGUGAGAGUUGGUCCUGAUUUCCACGCAGGGAUUUCUGCUUUGGAGGAGAUGGCAGCCCUCACAGCCACUGUUCACCUUGUGAUCCUAACUGCAUGUCUACUGCAGCAGCAAAUGGGCCCAGGGACACCUACUCCUUUGCAGGUGACUGGCCUGGAACAGCAACCCACAUCGUGUCUGGGCAUUUUAGACAUGGCUUACAAUGCAUUUGAUGACCAGUAUGAAGGCUGUACCCAACAAAUGGACAACAUCGCACCCCAGCUGUUGGAAGAAGAACUGAAAAUGAAUCAAAAAUUUCAAGAAGAAUGGAAAAAUGCAGAGAAACACUGGAAGGAAAUAAAGAACACCCAAGAGAUCAAAGAGAUGAUUCCAAAAUCAUUCCGGGAUGCCUAUGGAAUAGCCCUAGUGGCCUAUACUGGGGAGAUUGCAGUAGACUUUAACAAAGCUGUCAGAGAAUUCGGGCAAAAUCCAAAGAGCUUUCACUUCAAAGCCUUCCAUUAUUAUUUGACAAGAGCUCUUCAGCUUCUUAGUAGAGGGAAGUGUUACAAGGUUUAUAGGGGUUGUCCCAUCAAGUUUCAGUACUCCGGGAGCAGUACUGUGCGUCUUGGGCAAUUCACCUCAACAUCUUUGAGUAAGGAAAUAGCUCUACAAUUUAGUGGGCCUUCUGGGACACUGUUUAUCAUUGAAACUUGCUUGGGUGUGUAUAUUGAAGCUUUUUCUAAGUAUAGAAAUGAAAAGGAAGUACUGCUUCCAGGAUACGAGGUGUAUCAGAAAGUUACUAAAAACCAUAAUAAUUUUUUUCUUGGAAAUCCAAAAAAGGGGAAGAGUACCUACAAUUGUUUUCAUGUUUCCUCUGGCAGCAGCUCAGCUACAGGAAUCCGGGGAAGCUCCAAGGUCCUGCUGCUUCUUCCAGGCUUCCUCCUGACGCUGCUGCUCCUGCAGAACUGUGACCUUUCUGUCGGAGCCUGA
Sorex araneus (European shrew) is the source of this 1053-nucleotide messenger RNA. RefSeq names its product T-cell ecto-ADP-ribosyltransferase 2-like. The record is from RefSeq and is a predicted model, not a curated record. Bases 1 to 1053 code for a protein of 350 amino acids. The transcript is spliced from 4 exons. Lineage: Eukaryota; Metazoa; Chordata; Mammalia; Eulipotyphla; Soricidae. Gene Ontology annotation, molecular function: NAD+-protein-arginine ADP-ribosyltransferase activity; NAD+ poly-ADP-ribosyltransferase activity.